Nannospalax galili (Upper Galilee mountains blind mole rat) is the source of this 926-nucleotide messenger RNA. RefSeq names its product glutamate receptor interacting protein 1 (gene Grip1). Gene Ontology annotation, biological process: neurotransmitter receptor transport, endosome to postsynaptic membrane. Gene Ontology annotation, molecular function: nuclear glucocorticoid receptor binding. NCBI's taxonomy places the organism in Eukaryota, Metazoa, Chordata, Mammalia, Rodentia, Spalacidae. The record is from RefSeq and is a predicted model, not a curated record.
UAGUAGUAGUGAAUGACACAGCUUUGCCAGAUGACAUGUAGCGGACCUCUGCAACAGCCAAGAGGAAUUAAGCUUUGUCGCUCCCCACUGGGACUACCUUUCUCCUGGUAUGUGCGCAAGGAAUUCAGAUGCAGCUGCCUGCCGCUGCAGCCACCAGAGCAGAGCCCCGAGUACACUUUGCCAGAGAAAGCAGUGAGCGAGAAUGAUAGCUGUCUCUUUUAAAUGCCGCUGUCAGAUUCUGAGGCGACUUACCAAAGAUGAGAGUCCCUACACUAAAUCCGCCAGCCAGACAAAGUCGCCUGAUGGAGCAUUGGCUGUGAGGAGACAGAGCAUCCCAGAGGAAUUCAAGGGCUCCACCGUGGUGGAACUCAUGAAGAAGGAAGGCACCACUCUCGGCCUGACAGUAUCAGGAGGAAUUGAUAAAGACGGCAAGCCAAGAGUGUCCAACCUGCGACAGGGAGGGAUUGCUGCCAGAAGUGACCAGCUGGAUGUGGGGGACUACAUCAAAGCCGUGAAUGGGAUCAACCUGGCCAAAUUCCGCCAUGAUGAGAUCAUCAGCUUGCUAAAGAAUGUGGGAGAAAGAGUGGUUCUGGAGGUGGAGUAUGAGCUUCCCCCAGUCUCGGUACAAGGAUCGAGUGUUAUUUUCCGAACAGUGGAGGUCACAUUACACAAAGAAGGCAAUACCUUUGGUUUCGUGAUACGAGGGGGAGCUCACGAUGAUAGAAAUAAGUCUCGUCCAGUUGUGAUAACCUGCGUUCGCCCUGGAGGGCCUGCUGACAGAGAGGGCACCAUCAAACCUGGAGACAGGUUGCUCAGUGUGGAUGGAAUUCGGCUUCUUGGAACCACACAUGCAGAAGCCAUGAGUAUUCUUAAACAGUGUGGACAGGAAGCGACGCUGCUGAUAGAAUACGAUGUCUCCGUAAUGG